CAAUCCUCCGGGCUCCAGGCGCUCUGAACGCUUCGCUUGUCUCGUGCUCGGAACCGCAUAAUGACGCGGAAUUUCUACUCACCCGUAUUUUCCCACGUUGACAGGCAGAAAGAGAAGUCUCCGUGCCAUCUGGUGGAGCUCCGCUGAUAAGCCAACCGGCGAUGCGAGCUUUCGAUUCCGCGGCUGGUUCUCUGAAUUUUCCCAACAUGUCAGCACAGUUGUACUCGGGGUUCGCUUUCUAUGACGCUAGGCAGAUCAAUGUGCAUGAGCUUUGACAAAGCGAAUGGUGACAGGAAUGCGAAGCUUACAGCACCCUGUCAAGCCAAUUCAUCACGCAAAGCCCGGGUCGAGGUAUGUUCCACCGUGCGCUGCAUGUUUUUCCCCGUCGCUGGCACUCGAUGACGCACAGCGGCGACAACCCAUUUUCCGAGACUCCUAUGACACACAGUUGUGACGGCCCAGUGUCCGGUAAUUCCAGUUGAAAAGGGUGAGCUGCGAGUCCGUCUUUUUCCUCACCAGCCGCCUUCAAGCAGCCUCUGCCCGAGAAACAUGCUUGCCCUUCGCCACUUCACUUCGCUCUUGCUCCUCGUCUCCACCGCGUUCGUGGCUGCCAGCCCCGCUCCUCUCCCCGAGGUCGGUGCGGUUGCCGCCGUCGAGGAGCGCGGCUCCGGUGUCGAUGUCGUCGGAAUCAUCGUCACUCUCCAGGCCUCGGUCGCUGUCGUUCUGCCACAGAUCGACAAUCUCUGCACCAGUGGCCAAGCCACCGACCUCACCAUCGCCCCACUCAUCGUCGAGUUAGAAGCGGCCAUCGAGAUCGCCGUCGUUGCUCUCGGCACUGUUCCGCUCUCCGGCAUCGGCUCUCCGUCCCAGUGCGCGGGUCUGAUCGCUGAGAUUAUCGAGGAUAUCACCCACACGAUUGAAGGUUGCCAGGGCGUAGGCACCAUCCUCACGCUUGGGACUCUCGUGGCUGGGCUCGACCAAGCGAUCCAGGGACUGCUGCUCACGGUCGAGACUGUCCUCGCGGGUGUGCUUGUUCUCGUGGCGGGACUAAUUGUUGAUGUCGUUGCGCUGCUGAAGUCGCUUCUGUUCGGCCUGACCCUGGGCUGCCUCGGACUCUGAUCGCAUUAGCGGCUGCAACGUUUGGAAAUCUGAGUCGCGUAAGUAUCUCCCGUUCAAUCGUUCUACACUCGAAAUUUUGUUCGUCAAUCUGUGAAUCUUCGUUAUAAAACUUGUUUUUCCGUUGUCCCAUCCCCGAACACAGGACUCCAAUCCUCUAGAGUGUUGGCAGUCCUGGCUCUCUGGAGCGUCCCAGCUUACAUCGAUGUAACGUGAAGUGUCGGAGGUUUCGCAGCGGACCGGACCUGACAUGAUUCCUUUUUCAAAUAAAGUCCGUUGAAUCUUCGAUUUCGAUCUUGCGGAUAUUCUGUGACAGUGUCUGUAUUCAGU
This is a messenger RNA of Mycena citricolor, 1446 nucleotides long. The record is from the annotation of a GenBank genome assembly. Lineage: Eukaryota; Fungi; Basidiomycota; Agaricomycetes; Agaricales; Mycenaceae.